ACCCGCAGCAGAGACCCCGCCCCCGCCCGAUCCAGGGGGAAGCAGGGGUUGCGGCAGCAGCAGGAGAAGCACCAGCAGCCAUGAAGGACCGUACUCAGGAACUGAGGACUGCCAAAGACAGUGACGAUGAAGAAGAGGUGGUUCACGUGGACCGGGAUCAUUUUAUGGACGAAUUCUUCGAACAGGUGGAGGAGAUCCGCGGCUGCAUAGAGAAGUUGUCGGAGGAUGUGGAGCAGGUGAAGAAGCAGCACAGUGCCAUCCUGGCUGCUCCCAACCCAGAUGAAAAGACCAAGCAGGAGCUGGAGGACCUCACAGCCGACAUCAAGAAGACGGCCAACAAGGUGCGCUCCAAGUUGAAAGCCAUCGAGCAGAGCAUUGAGCAGGAGGAGGGGCUGAACCGGUCCUCGGCUGACCUGCGGAUCCGUAAAACACAGCACUCCACCCUAUCCCGUAAGUUCGUGGAGGUGAUGACGGAGUACAACGCCACCCAGUCCAAAUACCGGGACCGCUGCAAGGAUCGGAUCCAGAGGCAAUUGGAGAUAACUGGCCGGACAACCACCAACGAAGAGCUCGAAGACAUGCUGGAGAGUGGCAAACUGGCUAUCUUCACUGAUGAUAUCAAAAUGGACUCACAGAUGACGAAACAGGCUCUGAACGAGAUCGAGACCCGACAUAAUGAGAUCAUCAAACUGGAAACCAGUAUCCGUGAGCUGCAUGACAUGUUUGUGGACAUGGCUAUGUUGGUGGAGAGCCAGGGGGAGAUGAUUGACCGCAUUGAGUACAACGUGGAGCACUCCGUUGACUACGUGGAAAGAGCUGUGUCCGACACCAAGAAAGCUGUAAAAUACCAGAGCAAGGCUCGGAGGAAGAAAAUUAUGAUUAUAAUUUGUUGCGUGGUCCUUGGGGUAGUUCUCGCUUCCACAAUCGGGGGGACUCUGGGGUUGUAAAUCAAAGCAAAAAAAAUAUUAUAAUAAUAAUAUAAUAAUAAUUUAAAGAAAACUUGUACAUGCAAUGGAUAUAACAGCACACGUUCCAGCUACCUAUACAUACACUCCUUGGGGGUCAGCAAAUCUAAGUUUCUUGUUCUCCGCCAUCUUUCCAUCCAUCUCUCCAUCCCCCGGAUACCUGGGUUCUCCCCAGAUCGGCCGACAUCCCUGACCCCUGGUAGGAGGGCGUGGAUUGGCUCAUAACCAACCUUUGGGUUCACAGUGACCCAAACACUCUGGUUCCUCUUCACAUCUGAGGUUAGCCUGGAGGGACAGGGUGGUGAUCUGUCCUUUGUUGAUGCCGUCUUGUUUUGGGUUCUGCUGGGGAUGGUGUGGCCAGUAGUAGGGGGGAAAAGAUACCAGUAUAAUACAUGGAAAGCUGUCAAUACUAGAAUGCUAAGGGAUCCCAGAGUGGUUACCAAUCAGCUGUUAUGAAAAAUACCAGUUUAUUCUAGGAAAUACCUCAGUAGCUGAAUACUGCAGUGUCAAUACCAGCCCACUGAGGAAAAUAGGAGUAGUUACCCAUCAAUCACUAUGGAAAAAAUACCAGAGAAUUAUAUGAAAUGCUAGAGCAGCAAAAUAAUGCAAUAUCAGUACUAAAAUAAUGAGGAAUAUCAGAAUGAUUACCAGUCAGGCAUUGUCAGAGGGAGACAGACUGCUACAUAAAAUACUAGAGGAACAGAAAAUGAUGUUGAUACUAGAGCACUGAGGAAUUCAAGAACAUCCAGUUAUACCAGAAUAUGAAUGAGGCACUAUCCCUAAAUACUAACAGUAACAUACUAGUCCUGCAGUAUCCAGGAAAACUAGAGUACUAGCAUAGGUUUAUAGAGGAAUGCUACAGCAUCGAUGCUACAGUAUCAAAAAUGCUAGAGUACAAAUACUGUAGUUCCAAGGAAUGCUGUCAUAUCGCCGAAUACUUCAAUAGCAAUGUUACUGUAUCCAGGUGUACUAGAGCAAUGCUGCUCCAGUGCCCAAGAACCCAAACUGCUUCUACUGCAGGAUCCUGGAAUAGUGGAGUAUUUGUGCUACACUAGCAAGAAUGCUAGAGCACCGAUACUGCAGUAGCCAUGAAUACUGGAGUAGCAAUAUGACAAUAUGUAAGAGUGUUAAAACUAUCCAGAUUCAGUCAUCUCCCAUCACUACAAAGUACUCCAGUUUCUAAAGAUACUCCAGUAUACUUGACUUGGGGAAGCACAUGGCUAUCCCAGCUCAUGGCUGAUUCCAAUUCCACAUGCCAGGAAUGGUUGCCACUAUGUCAGGUGUUAUUGAAAAAGAAAUGAGCAUUACUACAGAAAUACUACAAAAUCAAAGAAUACUCCGGUAUUCCAGAUGGGAAGAUCCUAAAGUUCAGCCCCUCCUUUGCAUGAGAGCAGCUAUGAACCAAAAAUAUUAUUAAGUUAUUAAUGAUCAGUAUUACACUAUUCCAGAGUAACAAUACUGUGCCAUUGUAAAAUAUACUCGAAUAAUGUACACUGACAAGGAAAAUGACACAGUAUUUGAGGGUAAUAACAGUAAUAAAUGAUCUCAAAUACAACAGCCUUAGGAAGGAUAUUACUGUGGUGUCUUAGUAUAAUGUUGGCUCCCUCACAAAAUGCUGGAGUAUAAGUACUCUCAAACACCACACCCCUCUAAAACACUAGAAUAAUAUGCUAAAGUAAUAACAGUUCCCAAAUACUAAAUUCUUGUAAAAUACUAGAGUAAUAACGGCUCCCCAAAAUGCAAAACCCAUAUAAAAUACUAGAAAAAUAAGGGCUCCCAAAUACUACAGCCUUACAAUAAUUCUGCAGCAAUAUAGAGUAAUAAUGGCUAUCCAAAUAUUACACACCCUUAUAAUACAUUCAGGUAAUAUAAAAAUAUUGGACAUACAGGUUUCUGGGGAGGAAAAUCCCAUAGUAUUUUAGACUAAUAGUGGUGCCCAAAUCCUACACCUUUAUAAAAUUGCUUGAAUACUAUACAGUAAUGACUGGUAAUUAUUAGUAAUAGAUGCUAAAUUGUAUGUCUGUGGAAAAAUACUGCGAUAUUCUAGAGUAAUAAUGGCUUGGUACCAGUACUACACAUUUAUUUAAAAAUACUAGAGAUAUACAGAGUAAUAUUGAAUAUGCAACAGUAUGCCUAAGAAAAGAAAAAAUACAGUAUUCUGGAGUGAGAGUAUGUGGCCAAUUAAAUACGUCCUUUAUAAAUAUAUUAAAGUAAUAUGGAGUAAAAAUGGAUAUCCAAAUAGCAUCUCUUUGAGAAAAAAUACUAUGGUAGCGUUCAGUAAUGAUGGCUUGUAAACAUCUCAAAUAUUAUACCCUCGUUUAAAAAGAAUCACAGAAUAGAGCAGCGGUUCUCAACCAGGGGUCUGGGCCCUCUGGGGGACCGUGAGCAGGUUUCAGGGGGUCCGCCA
Molecule: messenger RNA, 3372 nt
Organism: Chelonoidis abingdonii (Abingdon island giant tortoise)
Lineage: Eukaryota; Metazoa; Chordata; Testudines; Testudinidae
Gene: STX1B
Product: syntaxin 1B
Biological process (GO): intracellular protein transport; exocytic insertion of neurotransmitter receptor to postsynaptic membrane; synaptic vesicle fusion to presynaptic active zone membrane
Cellular component (GO): presynaptic active zone membrane; plasma membrane; SNARE complex
Molecular function (GO): SNAP receptor activity; SNARE binding
Source: RefSeq, a predicted model, not a curated record